CUUUCGAUACCAGAUCUCUCAUCUGUCGACGACAAUGACUUCCCUCGCCCAAGCUUCUGCUGCCCUUUCCACCUCUUUCAAGCCCACUUUGGCACCUAGCAGCAGGAGCUCUGGUUUGAAAUCAGUUUCCUUUUUCGUCACUGGAAAGCGUUUUCCAUCUCUGAGUUCCCAACCUGGGCGCCUCCAAAUUUCUUGUGCGGCCAAACCGGAGAUUAUCACCAAGGUGUGUAGCAUAGUGAAGAAGCAGCUGGCUUUAGCUAAAGAUGUGGAUGUGUCUGCUAGCUCAAAGUUUUCAGAACUUGGUGCCAAUUCUCUUGACACAGUUGAGAUUGUGAUAGGGCUUGAGGAGGCAUUUGGCAUCACCGUGGAGGAAGAAAAUGCCCAGACCAUCGCCACUGUUCAAGAUGCAGCUGAUCUGAUUGAGGAUCUCGUUGCGAAGAGUGCUUAAUGAA
This is a messenger RNA of Malus domestica (apple), 452 nucleotides long. Its product is annotated as acyl carrier protein 1, chloroplastic-like. Lineage: Eukaryota; Viridiplantae; Streptophyta; Magnoliopsida; Rosales; Rosaceae. Gene Ontology annotation, molecular function: acyl carrier activity. The record is from RefSeq and is a predicted model, not a curated record. Gene Ontology annotation, biological process: fatty acid biosynthetic process.